Molecule: messenger RNA, 3069 nt
Organism: Dichotomopilus funicola
Lineage: Eukaryota; Fungi; Ascomycota; Sordariomycetes; Sordariales; Chaetomiaceae
Exons: 8
Coding region: 1-3069 (1022 amino acids)
Biological process (GO): mitochondrial DNA repair; mismatch repair
Cellular component (GO): nucleus; mitochondrion
Molecular function (GO): mismatched DNA binding; ATP binding; ATP-dependent DNA damage sensor activity
Source: RefSeq, a predicted model, not a curated record
AUGGCUUCGGUGGACCUGAGCUCCGAAUCUGAGGAUGAUGAGGAGAUGGCGCAACCCCAUGGCGCAGGGAACGGCAGACGGCGGCAUCAACCUCACCGGGCAGGUCAUGGGCCGGACCACAAACUACAUUCUGACUCAACGCAGGACCAAGACUAUGUCGUAUGCGCCAUAUCAGAAAGCCGGUCAUCAGAUAUGGUCGGAGUCGCAAUCAUCAACGUCACACUAGGGCUGGUGGAUUUGGUAAGAAUCGUGAACGACGACAAAUAUCGUCGCUUGUUGGAGACAUUGUGGCGAAUACCCACGUCACCGCAAACCUUUCUGGUCUUGAAGAGGGUCGUGAGCCAAGGGGGCAAGUCAACCGUCACGAGAUCCAUCGAACAAGAAUUCCCCCUCGCAGAUAUCGUGCCCUUAGACAGAGAGCAUUGGAAUGAGUCAGAAGGAUUGAGGCUGGUGGAGCGUUUUGCUUGGAGGAGCCACGUCAAGGGAAUCCGCCAAGAAUUAAACCACAACUUUUAUGUGUCUUGCGCAUUUUCAGCGGCUAUGAGCUACAUAGAGGAGGAGGCCGAAGUGAUUUUCCGAGACAAUUCGUUGCGGAUCACGUACAAACAACCAGCAGACACCAUGGGGCUUGAUCGAUCGACCAUAACGUCUCUCGAGAUUUUCCAGAACAUUCGGAAUGCGAAGAAGAGUACCUCGACAUUAUUCGGGCUCCUCAACCACACGCUUACACCGCAGGGCCGCCGUAUGGUUCGGUCAGCGUUGUUGCAACCGAGCACAAACAGGGACAUUAUUACAAUGCGCCACGAAGCGGUGGAAGAGUUAUCAAGCAACGAAGACUUGUUCACCGAAGUUCGAUCUAGUCUCAAGCAGCUACUUCAUAUAGAUGUUGAGCGUUCCGUUCCUUGGGUUUCCACGAGGGAUGAAAAUGCCCGCAUUGCACUGCAAGAGGGGAUAUCCAUGGUUCAAGGUCGUCACCAGUUCAUCAUCCCAAGCCACGAGGAGUUACGAGGCGCAGAAAAAGAUCUGAAUCAGAUACUUAUGAUCAAGGCGUACCUGGGCGGCCUGCAGGCAGUUCGAGAGACUCUUGAAGUCGGGGCUUGCACGAGCGAGUUGUGUCAAUGGGUGUUGGAAAGGUUACAGGCCAGCAACACGGUAUCCCUGUCUAACCUCAUUGCAGAAGCGAUUGAGCAGGAUGCCGUUUACAGCAAAGCGCCGAUAGACAUAAGAAACAACCGGCUGUGGGCAAUUAAGGCAGAGCCGAAUAGCGUUCUGGAAGGUUCGCGGCAGCGGUUUCGAAACUGCACGGAUGAACUUCACCACUACGUGGAGGAGUUGUCCAAGGUCUUCCAAGAGCAAUUAGGUGCUACACCAGAACUGCGGCUCGGGAACGAUAACCACUACUACUUGCGAUUUCAAUGGACGGAUGUGGAAAGGGCCCUUAUCAGAGACCAGGCCACUAUGAAUAGCGGGCACUCUGGAGGAGUACAGCACUGGAUACCACGGCUUUUAGUUGGCAUUGAGAUUGUCAACGGGGUCCGACGGAAACACCAUUACGACUGCCAAACAUUGGAGCUCAUACAAAGAAGCAGUCAAAUUCAGCGCCACGCAGACAUUGUCACCACUCAAAGUGACGGGUAUGCUGUGGCGGUAAAGGCAGAACUCCUGGGCCACGCAGAAACACUUCUCGGCGUCGAUGAGGCCAUCGCAAUGUUGGACAUGGUGUGCUCUUUUGCGUACUUGGCGACCACCCAAAACUACGUGAGGCCACUAAUUUCGGAUGACUUAGUUCUGAAAGCGGCCCGGCAUCCCGUCAUGGAGGUCCGGAAGGAUAACUUUGUGCCGAACGACAUUUAUUUGGGGGACCAAGGCGCUCGGUUCCAGGUUGUCACUGGUGGUAACAUGAGCGGGAAAAGCACACUCAUCCGGUCCAUUGCCUUGAUCCAGAUCAUGGUACAGAUUGGAAGUUUUGUCCCUGCAACGUAUGCUGCAGUCCCCAUUUGUGAUCGCGUUUUUACCCGACUGUCAACCGAAGACAAGCCGGAAAGCAAUAUGGGCACAUUUGCCGUAGAAAUGAGCGAGAUGAACAUGAUACUUAGACAAGUUACCAAGCACAGCAUGGUAAUAAUUGACGAACUAGGACGUGGUACCUCGACCACCGAAGGCUUAGGCAUUGCGCUUUCGAUUUGCGAGGCGUUAGUCAAGGAAGAAUCUCGGGUCUUUUUUGCGACACAUUUCACAGAGAUUGCACGAGUUUUGAACGCCACCCAUCGAACCAGGGUGUCGAAUGUCCAUAUAGCGGGUGGAAUCAUUGAGGACGGUCCCCAUACGCAAAUAUCGUUGCCGCAUACGGUUGCCCCUGGGCCAGUGCGAAACGAAGACUACGGCUCAAACCUCGCCCGGCGUUUUCUUCCAGCCCGAGUUGUAAACAAUGCUGAGAAUGCUUGCAAAUUUCUUCGACUGCGACAUUUAAGCCGUGGGGCUGGACCAGCUACCCACGCGGGGAAGCAAAACAAACUAAUCCUCGCGCUCCCAGGCCUACUGAAGCAAGCGCAUGUCUCAACCAUGGAUGAUUCGGCACUAGCAUCAUACUUGAAGAAGCUGCAAACCGAGUUCACCAUCAGGAUGGAUGCCACGCAUGACGAAGCCGUACCGGACACUCUUCCGCACGGAGACACCGGCCAAGAUACUACCAUCCCCAUCUUGGAAAGGCCUAGUGAGGAGGAGGUCGAGGAAUGGAGGCAGAAGUGCGACUUUGCAGAAACAAGGGUAAUGCACGCCAACACGACCCAGGAGGAGAACCAAAACGUAACAGCGUCAUCGCCCGAUAGUGGGGCAAUGUACUCCCUCAAGAGUUCUGACUACAACUCGAUUCUUAACGACCACGCUGGAGGUGAGCUCAGUAGCCCCUUAACGCCGGUCAAUCGCAGCUCCAUGCUCGAGAAGAUACAGCAACAGUUGCGCAAGACCACGUGCACCCCCGCCACCACAUGGGCUGCAACGCCUAGUAGUAUGACAAGCGAGGCUUCAUAUUUACGAGCCGAGUCCCAUCGAGAGAAUAGGCCACCGUGA